GCCGGCGCGUAGCGGGUUAACGUUUGUUCAUGGCCACCGAGCACCCAGCCAAGGGACGGUUAAGUGUAUCGAAUACAGUAAGCAAACCUAGUAUUUCUUUUGCAUCGGUUUACUGUGUUUACAGGAAAAAUUGGUAAAUUUAAGUCUUCAUGAUAGCGAUCAGUCUACAACCGAUUCCCACCUAAAACUAAAUGGUUGCCUCGUUAUUAAGGACAACCCAUGGGUUCGAGCCCCAUGUUCAUCUGGUGAUGGUUCUGACUCGACUACAUCCCAUGAAGGUGUUUGUAGUAAAGAUCAAGAUUGGCCAACACUUCAAAGUGCUCUUUCACAAGUUCCACAAUGCACCACUGGUACUUUAGAUGCAUGCUCAAAACAAAAAGAUAAAAACAAUCAAAAGGUAAGUUUUUUCUGCGAGAUUCACCUUUAGCUCACUGCGGUUGGUUCUUGCCAGAUACAUUUGGGCUCCAAACCCAUUACCAAUCACCAGAAGAAAAAGUGGGAACAAGCCACUGUUGAGUACAUUUUCCCGAAACCUAACAGCACUGACGGAUUUGUCGGUUAUCGGUCGGAUUCGCAUCGGUGGAACCGGUCAGGUGAACACGAUAAAGAAAAUUAUAACGGGAAAUCAAAGAUUGGAUCUAAUAGUUCUUUCGAUAAAGAGUGCUUAAACCCAAGCCAAAAUAAUCUUGUUCACUCGGGGACAAGACCUCGUCCGUUCGUUCGUCAUAUGCGGUUCUCGAAAUCUGGUCGCCCUCAAGUAAGUUUUCGUAAUAAUUUCCAAACCAUCAAUGUAGCAAGGGUAAGCCCCUUUUCCUUCAAUAUUCAUUUCCCUAAACCUAGUUGUUCAGCCGUUUCUUUCCCUGUUUAGUAUUAACAAAUCUCAAUUCCUCAUUUAAAUUAGCUACUUUGACUUGAAUGGGUUAUGUCUGUUACCCCUUGUGGGGCAGAAUCGGUCGCCCACGAACACUCCAUCCAACCGGUCCCGGGAAAUCCUUUCAAGUUGCUAUUCGUCCCUUUCACAUCUGCUUCCGAUUCUCGACAGUGUUCCUUGGUCAUCAUCUUUUCUGUUUUUCAGAGUUUCAGGCUAGCGCUUGCCUCGUGAUGCAGUUUGGUAGUUCCUGUAAUGUAUGUUCUAUCCUCCUCCAGUGUCUUUUCCUGAUUUUUUUCUUCAGAUGGAAGCUGGUUUGUUCUAACGCAGUAGGCUGUUUCUGAUGGUAUCCGGUCGACGGAUCUGGAGUGCCCUGUGUAGAAAAUAUCUUGUAAAUACUUGUACAUUUUUGAUGAUGGUUGUAGUAGUUCUCCAAGUUCCAGCUCCGUACGAACGCUAUGGCAUUUAGCUCGAAGCAAAACUUAAGUAAUUAAUCCAUCGAUAAUCUAAUGUCUGAGGAGCAGGCGAUAUUCAUCAAAGCAGAUGUUGCUUCAAACUCAUUCAUCCUCUGCCUCCCAUACUUCAAAAGUCAGUCUGUCCAUAUAUUUUUCGGUUUUAGAUUUUCGCUUUUGAACUAUAUUCUAUAUGUUUUUUCCAAUGGCCGUUAGUGGUGAUAAUUUUGUUGACAAAUUUCUAUGCAAGUUAUGGCGAUUUAAAGGACUUCGCCUUUACUAUUUGUCCAAGGUUAAAACUAGAUCAAACUGUAGUAAUUUUUGUAAUCCAUUUUAAAUAUAGCAGUCCUUGAAACAUCUAAUGACUUACACAGGAUAUGAAAGUCUAAUUAUAGUAAUAUUGUUGUGUUUAGUCUCCCUCUAUUUCAAACCCAGUAGUCCUUAUGAACGUAAAGCGAUAGUAAUAGUUGUGUAAUAGACAUCAGUUUAUCUAUUGUCUACAUAAUUAAAGACAAUCAUAUUAAGAAAUUAACUUUCUAAACUGCUCUCUUAAUUAUAGCGUCGACAGCAAACAUCUGGUACCUCUGUAACAGCAGCCAACCGUAGCGUACCUGGCCCCAAAAAUUCAGAACAAAUGUACUCCCCAACCAAUUUAUGGGUUCCAAGUGACAUCGGUCAAGCUGCAAACUUGGGUCGCAUGACAACUCAUGGUCGUUCAGCUCCGGGAAAGCUUAACAACGUUCCUCACCUGAUUCCUAUUCCACUCUAUGGGCCAGUCCCUCAGACUUCCCCCUUAUCGCCUUCAUUUCUUUCAGCUGUUGGGUAUCCCUUCUUGAUGAUAUAUCCGACAGGACCUUUAUCUGCACCAGCGUCAUCAGGAGUUUCUGAUCCUGUUUACGAUUAUUCGGUUACCUGUCAAACAUCGCAUUCAUCAUCAGUUGGUGUUUCAGGUCUGUCGCAACAACGGUCAACUGAUUCAUCAGAAUCUAACCAUAUGGCCCCUCAUGUUUUCAGUCCACCUUUAGGUAGUGACCUGAACAAUGUUUUUUCUUCCUUAUUUCCGGGAACAACCAUCGCCCAACCUGCUAGUUUGUGUUUCCUUGCAUCGUCGAGUAGUGAUCCCACAAUUUUAAUACGCCAUCAAAUAUUGCAUCAAGUUGAAUUUUACUUUAGUCCAGAUAACUUGGCCAGAGACGUAUAUCUUCGUCGGCAAAUGGAUUCUGAUGGAUGGGUUGAUGUCAAUGUAAUUGCUAAGUUUAAUCGUGUGGCCUCAUUAUGUACAGAUCUGAAUAAUAUUUUAGAGGCAAUUAGAGUUAGUCCGUUAUUAGAUGUGGAUGUCCCUAAAGCUCGUGUCCGAUGCAAAAACAAUCCAUCAAUUUGGCCCCUUCCUCCUGUCUCGAAUGAAAAUUUUCGAAUCAGCUUUAAGAACAACACAGUUCUUAACCCAGAUGCUCCCGAAUUCAUCCCAUCCCAACCAAUGACAAACACAGACCAAACAGAAUCAUCCCUCGAAUCCGCGACAAAGUCAGAUGCCACCCCCAUCACCUCAACGCAAGAGGAUUUAAACUUUUCCUUUUCAAACGAAUUACGUUCUGUCUAUAGUAAUCUACCGCCUCAUUCUUCGGUAUCGAAACGUACCCGAUCAAGUUUUUCCGAAUGUGAGAAAUACUCUUCUAUUUAUCAUUGCCGAACAAGAACAUCAUCCACUAACUCGGAUGAUGAUUUGGACGAUUCUAUGCUUUCUUGUUUAUUAGUGAUUGCUCCAAACACAUCUCAUGAUCCUUCCCCACCUAGUUGCAGUAACUUGGAUGAUAAUUUAAAGGAUGAGAGUUCGAAACCUUCAAAAUUCACUUCCGUUACCAACAGCUCUGCUGGCGAAUCUGAUGAAACUGUUAUUGAUGACCUUUGCAAAGCUAUUGAAGAAUCCACUGUUCAUACUGAAUCGAAUAUCACAGAAUCCAAUCCAGCCAGCGUUAUCAAAGACGAGGCUUCCACAUGUACAGAAAUAUUUUCCACUUCCUGUACCCCAACCACCCCUAUCUGUUGUAAUAGUUCUCUUGUACAGCUUGAUAUACCUGUCUCUGAAGUUUCAGUGCACUCCUCUGUUCCAGUGUCAUCAAAUCCACUUUAUUCAGAAUCCUGUUUGCCAUACGUGCAUCCCUCAAUUCCUGGUUCAGUUACGUAUACUGUAAUACCGACAGCUACCGCUUUGCAUCCACAAACUGGACUUAUAUUACCGACUCUUGGUCGAUCUCCGUUUGUAGCACCCUCAACUCCAAUGUAUUACAUUCCUCAAAUAAACGCUAUACCUUUUGUUUCUCCGGUAGACAAUUUAUUUCCUCAGAUUCCUGUAUGUCAACCAUUACCGUCUUUCCUAAAUUAUGAUCAGAGUUAUCUAUCAUUUUCUGACAUGAAAUACGACCUUAAAGGUCGUUCUAUUGGAUUUUUCCCCGUUUCCAGUGACUAUGACUUAAAAACAAAUGAGUCAACCGAUUAUACACAACGCGACCAUCCUGCAACUACGGAAACAGAUAACUCAUCUAGCAAGAAAAAACAUGUUGGGUUUCUUUUUCGCCCAGUUUCUGCUGCUCGUACCCAUUUAGAUGUCUCCCUAAGUGGAGGAUUUCCAGCUGCUCAUCACCCACAUCAUCUUCAACAGGGGGGUUUCACAUUUCAUGCCUACAACCAGUUUCGUUCCAAAUGUCUCAAAGAUCGAGAAGCUAAAGGGAAAGGUCAAUCACAGGAAAUGAAUACUCUUUAUAGUUUUUGGUCAUUUUUCUUGCGUGAACACUUCAAUCGAACUAUGUACAAAGACUUUCGUAGACACGCAUUAGACGAUGCCAAAGAGAAUGCGAGGUAUGGGUUGGAGUGUUUGUUUCGAUUUUACAGUUAUGGAUUAGAACGUCAUUUUCGUAAAGCUAUUUUCAAGGAUUUUCAAGAGGAAACUCUAAAAGACUAUGAUGAAGGUCAUUUAUAUGGAUUAGAAAAAUUUUGGGCUUUCCUCCAUUAUAGUCAACGCAAAGUAAAGUUGGAUGCACGUUUACAAAGCUUGUUGGAUUCAAAAUAUCGUACAUUGGGAGACUUCAGAGUCAAUUUUGAACCACCUACUGGCUUCUUUGUAAACAAAUCACGUCGUCGAACUAAAUCAGAGUCAACAUCAACAUGUCAAAGUAAACCGUUGCUAUUCACAAGAACACCUCCUGUCGAAUUCCAUUCAAAUAGAAUAUCUAGAUAAAAUUCUUAUUGUGUUUCAUAUUCAAAAUGAAAAGUAGUACCUUCUAAAAUUCCAUCAAAAACUAUUUCGAUUCUUUGACGAAAACCAUCCAUUGAUAUCUUACUUUACAUUCAUCCCGUUGUCUUUUUUUUUGAUAACAUUCAAAUGAUUAUUUGUUUAUAGAAAUUUGGUUAAAAACUAUCCAGAAAGUCAUCUCUCCCCCCCCUCUCUCUAUCUUUCCGGUGUUAUUAUUUAUUUUUUAGUAACAAAAUGUAUUAUCAUAAUGACCCCCUACCACCACCACCCUCAUAUCAUUAUCAGUGUAUUACUAUUAUUGUUUUGUAUAUAAUUGAUAUUACAUAAUUCUUAUUAUUACUUGCUAAAAAAAACUUUUCCUUUCGGGUCAUUUUUGUAAUGGAUCAAUUAAUUAAUUAAUUGACUAGUUGUAGCUUCCCCUACUCAAAAAUGUUUUUUAUUUUAUUUCAUUUAUACAAACAAUAACAUUUUGGAAAAAGUGUUUUGUGGAUGAUGAUGAUGAUGACGACGACGAAGGAGUAGAAGAAGGAAGAGGAGGCGGAGGAGGAUAAGGAGAAGUAUAGAUACACUAUAAACUAUCCUUCUAAUUUGUUUUUAUUUUAUUCUUUGACGUAUUAGUCCAUUUCUAUGUCUUACAUUCUGCUUAAUCUACCACCCCCCCCCCGUUUUUUUAGUUUGCCUAUUAAUUUAGUUUUAUGAAUAUAUACAUAUAUAUCUAUGGGCUUGGAUUCAUAGUUCUUUGUCUAUUUAUCAAUAAUAAUACCUUUUGAUGUGACUUGAAGACUUCAUGGUACAUAGUCGUUGCUUAGAUUGUUAAUUGUGUGUUCAUAUAGCCUAUAUUCGCUUUGAAUAAUGGUGUUUUGAAGAUAUACUAUUUUUCAUCCUUUUCUGGUUAACUUAACUAAUCAUUCUUCUUUAUAUACCUUAUUGUGUGUUAAAGGCAAUUUGAUUUGAUGAUUAUUCUACAUGUCGCAAUUUGAUGGUGUUCAACUCUGGUUUUCCAUUACGAAUAAUAGAGUAUAUUUCAUAUACAUUCUUUUUUCCCAAACACUAUUAUUAUAAAUUGAUAUCUGCCAUCGUAUUUCCUAUACUUUUGUUUAGAUGCUUAUAAAGCACAUCUCUAAUGCAGUCUGUUGUAUUUACUGUCAGUCUCUAAAUUAGUUUACUCUUAUGUUUCAUGAACAUCGUUUUACUUUUUCU
This is a messenger RNA of Schistosoma rodhaini, 5770 nucleotides long. The record is from the annotation of a GenBank genome assembly. NCBI's taxonomy places the organism in Eukaryota, Metazoa, Platyhelminthes, Trematoda, Strigeidida, Schistosomatidae.